Coregonus sp. 'balchen' is the source of this 18803-nucleotide messenger RNA. The record is from the annotation of a GenBank genome assembly. Lineage: Eukaryota; Metazoa; Chordata; Actinopteri; Salmoniformes; Salmonidae.
GCAGAGCGCCUGCUGCUAUCUCCCGUGACGUGGCUAUAUCGGAGUUAGAGCGAGAAACGGGUAAGGUUGCUUCUUCAUCUCCUAUUACUUUAAUAGUAUAGCUGACUGUAUAUCUGAAAUCAAUCAGCAUAAUGUGGCUAUAUUGGGCUGCACUGUUUGUAACAUGCUAUAUUUUGUGAAAAAUAUGAAUUUUGUGCCACAAAAAUGCAAAACGUUGAAUUAUUUUGUGUCCAUUACUAAUGAAUCACUGUUAGUAAAUAACAAUUGAGUACAAAAGUUCAGAACUCUGAAAAUAACAAAGGUUUUGAUGAGAAUGUCUAGAAAACAGCCACUGUAUCUUCCAGUAAAUGUACCCGGCCGAGCCUGUGAUGGAUGCAAAUGUAUAAUAACGGCCCACUUUUAAAAUGUUUUACUGAACUACGAAUUUGAAUUUUCAUCUGAACACUGAGUGUUACCACAUCCACGGUUUUUAGCAGUCGACACAAACACCAUGGAGCCGAAGAGUUGGGCCACUCUGGCUUUCCUGGCCAUUCUUCUCUGGAUACCUAUUUGUGAGUAGACAGCUAACUUCGCCUACUCAAUGUAGGCGUCCUGUAUAUUACUAUCAGGGUUGGGGUCAGUUCAAAUUAAAGUCACUCAAUUCAAGAAAUGAUUUGAAUUUAACAUAAAAAAAAAAAAAACGGGAACAACUUUUGAAAGAAAUAGCUUCUCCUCUUUAGUCAUUGAAAAUUGAAAUCAAAAUCGAAUUAAUUUCCUAAAUUGACUGAAUUCAAUUCGAAUUGACCCCAAGCCUGAUUACUAUAUUACAAUAUCAAAGGUAUUGCUUGGCCUUCCUUUCUGUGGGAAAGCAAUCUAACAAGAUCAUGCAUUGUAAUUAAUACAAUACUUUGAAAAAAAGGUUAUAUCUAGAACCUAAAAAGGGGUUUUCAAAAGAGUUGUAUCUGGCUGGAACCCCAAAUCAAUCAAUCAAAUGUAUUUAAAGCCCUUUUUACAUCAGCAGAUGUCACAAAGUGCUUAUACAGAAACCCAGUCUAAAUCCCCAAAGAGCAAGCAAUGCAGACAUAGAAGCACGGUGGAUAGGAAAAACUCCCUAGAAAGGCAGGAACCUAGAAAGAAACCUGGAGAGGAACCAGGUUCUGAGGGGUGGCCAGUCCCCUUCUGGCUGUACUGGGUAGAGAGGAACCAGGCUCUGAGGGGUGGCCAGUCUCCUUCUGGCUGUGCCGGGUGGAGAUUAUAAGAGUACAUGGCCAUUAAGGCCAGAUCAUUCUUCAAGAUGUUCAAAUAUUCUUCAGAUGACCAGGAGGGUCAAAUAAUAAUCACAGUGGUUGUAGAGGGUGCAACAGGUCAGCACCACAGGAGUAAAUAUCAGUUGGCUUUUCAUAGACAAGUAUUCAGAGGUCGAGACGGGAGAGGGAGGGAGGGAGAGAGAGAUUGCUUUGUAAACAUAUGUUUCCCAUGCCAAUAAAGCCUACAUGUUCUCCCAUGGGGACAGCCGAAGAACCCUUUUGGAACGCUUUUUUUGUAUCUGUGUCUUAUGUUUUAUUUUUAUAGGCCCUGGAGAAAAUACAAACAAUGGAAAUAAUAAAAAUCCACCACGGAAUCGCCAACAAAAAACAAGGGAUAUCCAGAGUUUUCUGACUGCGGAUAAGACUAUUUUGAUAGUUGACGGUGGCUUCACAGGUACCCUGAAACCAUGUUGUGGUGAGUUUCAUUACAGUUUGUGAUGUAUGGGAUAUAGUUUUGAAUGAUAGGAGCCCGGAAUGAAUUACAAUGGUAUUGAAAACCAUAUGUGAGAUAUGGAAGAACUUCAGUUUAGUCGAGCUGCAGUGGCGGGCAAGCCUGUUAGUUCCAGAUUUGUUUGUUGUAUAGCCAACUUCUAUGACCAUGUUUGGAAUUAACCAUAGACGAUGCACAACUACGGGUGUCCAACCAAUCCACAUACUCCCAAUGUUGUGUCCCAAAGCUAGAAUUAACCAUAGACUAGCUUUUACCAAGCUAUCAUCUCCCUUCUUCACCAAUAGGAAACGGAUCUAAAACCACCACAACCGUAAAUCAAACGAUGUGGAGUGUUUCAUUCGACACUAACUCUACUACGCUUCAGCGUGAGUAUGACCCCACAUGCCAACAACAGUUUUGCAUACCUCUUAUUACCAAAAUAUUUACAUCUCAUUAAAAUGACUUAUUCCCUUUUUGUUUACUUGGGUUCUUAGAAGAAUGCAAGGAUUGGGGAUUUUGGAUGCAGGGAAGUAAAUAAUUCCAAUCUUCUGUACACGUCAAAGACGUACGUGAACAAUGGCAUGGGAUUGUUUCUGUGUGUGAUGGUUGGAAGGAAUUGCAGCAAGACACUGGACUAUGUCAGGAAAAACAUUACAGGUUGAAGAUGCAGCCUCUUCCUAUUAAUGAUGCUAAUGUUUUAUAACGUCACCUCCUUCUUCUUCUUGUCAAAAUAAUAACAAGUGCAUUUUGUUACAGCUUGCCGUGGGACAUGUCCUCUCAUCGAAAAUAAGACAAGUAUGUUUUUUUAUCUUCCUGUCUAUGUUGUCCAGUAAAGAGUUUCAGCAUGUGCAUAUAGAAAUAGCGCUGAAUGUCUUUCAAUCCAAGCCGUGACAUACCUCAGUUCACUAUACAGCUGGCAAUGUUUUAACGGCAUUUUCCGCUGAUGUUCGCGGAGAUCGCAUUCACGGUAAACACCUCGCGCGUCAGCUCAACCGGUAAGUUACCUUUUUAAAGUCUGUUAAAGAAUUGAAUCCCUUAUUUUCCAUCCACAGCCAACUGCAGUGUCUCCUGUUUCAACACCACUACACUUUGCAAUGGAACUGCGUAUAAGCAGGAGUCCUGCAAAGGUAAGAACCUGCUGUAUGUCCCAUGCUGCCGUGAUUAUGUCAUUGUGAGAUGCAGUGCUCCCUUGGUCUCGAUGAGACUCCCCGCUAAAAUAAAGGUUAAAAAAUAUACACUGAACAAACAUACAAACGCAACAUGUAAAGUGUUGGUCCCAUGUUACAUGAGCUGAAAUAAAAGAUCCCAGAAAUGUUCCAUAUGCACAAAAAACAUAUUUAUCUCAAAUUCUUAGCACAAAUUGAUUUACAUCCCUGUUAGUGAGCAUUUAUCCUUUGCCAAGAUAAUCCAUCCACCUGACAGGUGUGGCAUAUCAAGAAGCUGAUUAAAUAGCAUGAUCAUUACACAGGUGCACCUUGUGCUGGGGACAAUAAAAGGCCACUCUAAAAUGUGCAGGUUUGUCACACAACACAAUGCCACAGAUGUCUCAAGUUUUGAGGGAGCUGUAAUUGGCAUGCUGACAGCAGGAAUGUCCACCAGAGCUGUUGCCAGAGAAUUUGCUGUGGGAUUAUUUAAGAUUUAGGGUUUGAUGUUUUCGGAAGAUGGGCAGGGACUCACCAUUGGGGUGCCAGGACAGAGAAGAGCUUGGACUGGGCUGAGCGGGUGCUGCCCUCCCCUAGGGGUGGGAGGGCCAAUAGACCAGAGGUGUAGGGUUUGAGCAUAGCCUGAAUGUAGGGAGGGGCAGUUCCUCUUGCUGCUCCUUAGGCAAGUAUCAUGGUCUUGUAGUGGAUGCGAGCUUCGACUGGAAGCCAGUGGAGUGUGCAGAGGAGCGGGGUGACCAGUAGUGGUGUGUGGGUAAAAUGAAUGAGGAAGCCCCUCUGUCUCAGUAUGUGUGGUCCAUAUAUCUGAUGCUGUCUGGACCAAAAGAGUAUAACAUGUUGCAGCCGUAGCGUUUGAUUGAUUGAUGCCAGCAAGCAUUUGGCCACUUGAUGGGAUUGAUGGAAAAUUAUUAAAACUCAGAGAGAGAGAUGUAAGAUACAUUAUUUUAGAAUUGAAAUGUAUUUAUUGGUCAAAUAUUUGGGGAAGCCUGGCUUCCCAUGGCAUCCAUGAACACCAGGCGAUCUGCAGCGUUCUCGAUAAAUUGCAGGGGUUUGAUGGCACAAGCGGGGAGCCCAGCCAACACUGAGUUGCAGUAGUCCAGACGGGAGAUGACAAGUGCCUGGAUUAGGACCUAUUCACCAUAUAGCAUACUGUAAUUCAGACACCUGCAGCGUGCUCUUGGUGGAAGGUGUUGGUUUAUAAAUGGUCAGAGCUGUGGUGAAGUGGUAACACUCCCCGGCACAGACUCCCCACCGGAAGCCAUGGUUCAAUCCCUUCCCACUUGCUCUCCUUCCUUCCUGCCUCGUUUCUGUCUAAAUAAAGUGAGAACACCUCAAAAAUAUAUUAAAGAGAAACGGUGUGUGUUUUGUUUUUAGAUCUCUUCUCAGGAGCCAUAAACCAAGAUAAAUUCAUCAUCGACGCAACAGCACCAAAGACUUUGUUUCAACUGUAAUGAACCAUUCCAAGACCCUGUGGAACAGUUGUAUCCUACAGCAACGUUUACCACUGAAAAGGGAGUUGACAUCGAUGGUGAAAAGGCUUCGUAAGAAUGACUCAAUCAUAACUAUUAUUAUUAUUAUAUCAUUCAUAGGGCCAGUUUCCUGGACAAAGAUUAAACUUAGUCCUAGACUUUAUAUUAUAUAUACAGUGAGGGAAAAAAGUAUUUGAUCCCCUGCUGAUUUUGUACGUUUGCCCACUGACAAAGACAGGAUCAGUCUAUAAUUUUAAUGGUAGGUUUAUUUGAACAGUGAGAGACAGAAUAACAACAACAAAAAUCCAGAAAAACGCAUGUCCAAAAUGUUAUAAUUUUUUUUUGCAUUUUAAUGAGGAAAAUAAGUAUUUGACCCCUCUACAAAACAUUACUUAGUACUUGGUGGCAAAACCCUUGUUGGCAAUCACAGAGAUCAGACGUUUCUUUUAGUUGGCCACCAGGUUUGCACACAUCUCAGGAGGGAUUUUGUUCCACUCCUCUUUGCAGAUCUUCUCCAAGUCAUUAAGGUUUCGAGCCUGACGUUUGGCAACUCAAACCUUCAGCUCCCUCCACAGAUUGUCUAUGGGAUUAAGGUCUGGAGACUGGCUAGGCCACUCCAGGACCUUAAUGUGCUUCUUCUUGAGCCACUCCUUUGUUGCCUUGGCCGUGUGUUUUGGGUCAUUGUCAUGCUGGAAUACCCAUCCACGACCCAUUUUCAAUGCCCUGGCUGAGGGAAGGAGGUUCUCACCCAAGAUUUGACGGUACAUGGCCCCGUCCAUCGUCCCUUUGAUGCGGUGAAGUUAUCCUGUCCCCUUAGUAGAAAAACACCCCCAACGCAUAAUGUUUCCACCUCCAUGUUUGACGGUGGGGAUGGUGUUCUUGGGGUCAUAGGCAGCAUUCCUCCUAGAGAUCCUGGUUCGAAUCCAGGCUCUGUCGUAGCAGGCCGCGACCGGGAGACCCAUGGGGCGGCGCACAAUUGGCCCAGCGUCGUCCAGGGUAGGGGAGGGAAUGGCCGGCAGGGAUGUAGCUCAGUUGGUAGAGCAUGGCAUUUGCAACGCCAGGGUUGUGGGUUCGACUCCAGUAUGAAAAAAUAAAAUAAUGUAUGCACUCACUAACUGUAAGUCGCUCUGGAUAAGAGCGUCUGCUAAAUGACUAAAAUGUAAAUGUAAUGCCAAAGAGCUCAAUUUUGGUCUCAUCUGACCACAACACUUUCACCCAGUUCUCCUCUGAAUCAUUCAGAUGUUCAUUGGCAAACUUCAGACGGCUCUGUAUAUGUGCUUUCUUGAGCAGGGGAACCUUGCGGGCGCUGGAGGAUUUCAGUCCUUCACGGCGUAGUGUGUUACCAAUUGUUUUCUUGGUGACUAUGGUCCCAGCUGCCUUGAGAUCAUUGACAAGAUCCUCCUGUGUAGUUCUGGGCUGAUUCCUCACCGUUCUUAUGAUCAUUGCAACUCCAUGAGGUGAGAUCUUGCAUGGAGCCCCAGGCCGAGGGAGAUUGACAGUUAUUUUGUGUUACUUCCAUUUGCAAAUAAUCGCACCAACUGUUGUCACCUUCUCACCAAGCUGCUUGGCGAUGGUCUUGUAGCCCAUUCCAGCCUUGUGUAGGUCUACAAUCUUGUCCCUGACAUCCUUGGAGAGCUCUUUGGUCUUGACCAUGGUGGAGAGUUUGGAAUCUGAUUGAUUGAUUGCUUCUGUGGACAGGUGUCUUUUUUAUACAGGUAACAAACUGAGAUUAGGAGCACUCCCUUUAAGAGUGUGCUCCUAAUCUCAGCUCGUUACCUGUAUAAAAGACACCUGGGAGCCAGAAAUCUUUCUGAUUGAGAGGGGGUCAAAUACUUAUUUCCCUCGUUUAAAAUGCAAAUCAAUUAAUAACAUUUCUGACAUGCGUUUUUCUGGAUUCUGUUGUUGUUAUUCUGUCUCUCACUGUUCAAAUAAACCUACCAUUAAAAUUAUAGACUGAUAAUUUCUUUGUCAGUGGGCAAACGUACAAAAUCAGCAGGGGAUCAAAUACCUUUUUCCCUCACUGUGUGUGUAUAUAUAUAUAUAUAUAUAUAUAUACACACACUACCGUUCAAACGUUUGUGGUCACUUAGAAAUGUCCUUGUUUUCGAAAGAAAAGCAAUAUUUUUGUCCAUUAAAAUAACAUCAAAUUGAUCAGAAAUACAGUGUAGACAUUGUUAAUGUUGUAAAUGGCUAUUGUAGCUGGAAACGGCUGAUUAUUAAUGGAAUAUCCACAGAGGUGUACAGAGGCCCAUUAUCAGCAACCAUCAGUCCUGUGUUCCAAUGGCACGUUGUGUUUGUUAAUCCAAGUUUAUAAUUUUAUAAACCUAAUUUAUCAUUAGAAAACCCUUUUGCAAUUAUGUUAGCACAGCUGAAAACUGUUGUGCUGAUUAAAGAAGCAAUAAAACUGGCCUUCUUGAGACUAGUUGAGUAUCUGGAGCAUCAGCAAUUGUGGUUCGAUUACAGGCUCAAAAUGGCCAGAAACAAAUAACUUUCUUCUGAAACUCGUCAGUCUAUUCUUGUUCUGAGAAAUGAAGGCUGUUCCAUGCGAGAAAUUGCCAAGAAACUGAAGAUCUCGUACAACGCUGUGUACUACUCCCUUCACAGAACAGCGCAUAUCUCAGACUGGCCAAUAAAAAGAUGGGCAAAAGAACACAGACACUGGACAGAGGAAGAUUGGAAAAAAAGUGUUAUGGACAGACGAAUCGAAGUUUGAGGUGUUUGGUUCACAAAGAAGAACAUUUGUGAGACGCAGACCAAAUGAAAUAUGCUGGAAGAGUGCUUGAUGCCAUCUGUCAAGCAUGGUGGAGGCAAUGUGAUGGUCUGGGGGUGCUUUGGUGGUGGUAAAGUGGGAGAUUUGUACAGGGUAAAAGGGAUCUUGAAGAAGGAAGGUUAUCACUCCAUUUUGCAACGCCAUGCCAUACCCUGUGGACGGCGCUUGAUUGGAGCCAAUUUCCUCCUACAACAGGACAAUGACCCAAAGCACAGCUCCAAACUAUGCAAUAACUAUUUAGGGAAGAAGCAGUCAGCUGGUAUUCUGUCUAUAAUGGAGUGGCCAGCACAGUCACCGGAUCUCAACCCUAUUGAGCUGUUGUGGGAGCAUCUUGACCGUAUGGUACGUAAAAAGUGCCCAUCAAGCCAAUUCAACUUGUGGGAGGUGCUUCAGGAAGCAUGGGGUGAAAUCUCUUCAGAUUGACAACUAGAAUGCCAAAGGUCUGCAAGGCUGUAAUUGCUGCAAAUAGAGGAUUCUUUGACGAAAGCAAAGUUUGAAGAACACAAUUAUUAUUUCUAUUAAAAAUCAUUAUUUCUAACCUUGUCAGUGACUACAUUUCCAAUGCAUUUUGCUAUAUUUCCUAUUCAAACUCAUUUCAUGUAUGUUUUCAUGGAAAACAAGGACAUUUCUAAGUGACCCCAAACUUUUGAAUGGUAGUGUGUAUAUAUAUAUAUAUAUAUAUAUAUAUAUUAUUAGAAAGUGCUUCUAGGUCCAAGAUUAGGUUUAAUCGAUAGCCGGGAAUCCACCCCUAUAAGUGUAACUUUUUAGAGAACUUAGAACAGUAUCCAAACAAGCGCCUGCCAGGCUUGGAAAUGCACUUAUAGGGUAACAUUUUCCCCUCACAAAGGAACAGCUGCCCUGUGAAAUAACACACAGCAACAUUCUAAAUAACGGGAGAUCUAAAUCACCUCUAGAUUGAAUUGCAUGAAGUGCGUGUAUCACGCAGUAACUGAAUCUCUGGUUAAAACUAAAGUGCCUCCUCACGGAUAUUGUUAAAGACCAUGGAUUGUGUGACUGUCCUAAUACGGACACCGUAUUAAAGGGGUAUUCAAAUCCCAGCCUGGAGGUCUGGAGUCUGCUGGUUUUCUGUUCUACCUGAUAAGUAAUUGCACACACCUGGUGUCCCAGGUCUAAAACAGUCCCUGAUUUAGAGGGGAAUAAUUAAAAUCAGCAGUGGAACUGGCUUCAAGGUCCAAAUUUGAAUAUCCCUGCCAUAUUCUAUAGAUGUGUGACUGUCCUAAUAUGGACACCGUACUCCUCUCAACAGGAAGGCCAUGAACGAUAUCUCCUCUCUGGUCAAAGACAUGAAUGAGUCCUCAGCUUCUGUGUUCAUGGGCUCGGUCACUGGGGUCAUAGUGAAGCCCAAAGAGAAGGACAUCGAGGAGGUCUCCUUUGGCUACUCCUCCAGCUCCAGCAUUAAGGUGGGUGGAUUUCAUUUUAGUCAUUUAGCAGACGCUCUCAUCCAGAGCCCCUUACAGGAGCAAUUAGGGUUAAGUGCCUUGCUCAAGGGCACAUCGACAGAUUUUUCACCUAGUCGGCUCGGGGAUUAGAACCAGCGACCUUUCGGUUACUGGCACAACGCUCUUACCCACUAAGCUACCUGCCGCCCUAUGGAUGGAUGGAUGGAUGGGAUGGACAAAAAAUAAAAUAUGCUUUAAUGUCCCAUAGGUACAUUUGCUCUGCCCCCUUUUAAAGUUGGGCAGAGGUCAGACUUUCCUAUCUUAGACAUUUGAGGUCUGAUAGGUGUGGUCAACUAGGGUAUGGCUGUAGCUGGGGACGGCUGUAGCUGGGGACGGCUGUAGCUGGGUACGGCUGUAGCUGGGGACGGCUGUAGCUGGGGACGGCUGUAGCUGGGGACGGCUGUAGCUGGGGACGGCUGUAGCUGGGGAGGUGUACGGGGACGGCUGUAGCUGUGGUAGGCUUGUUGCUGGCUGUAGCAGACGGCUGUAGAUGGUAGGGUACUGGGACUGUAGCUGGGUAGGCUGUAGCUGGGACGGCUGUAGUGGACGGCUGUAGCUGGGGACGGCUGUAGCUGGGGACGGCUGUAGCUGUUGUAUCAGUAUUACAUAGUAUUUUCCCAUACAUAGUGAGGCCACAGGAGGUUGGUGGCACCUUAAUUGGGGAGGACGGCCUCGUGGUAAUGGCAGGAGCGGAAUCAGGGGAAUGGUAUCAAAUACAUCCAACAUGGUUUCCAUGUGUUUGAUGCCAUUCCAUUUGCUCCGUUCCGGCCAUUAUUAUGAGCCGUCCUCCCCUCAGCAGCCUCCUGUGGUGAGGUCCAGAUAAACUAACAUUUUUUUUUUUGUCACUUUCCCAAAAUUCUCUGGUCUUCCAGAAAACCUGGUUGGAUCAGGAGGCAAUAAGCAGGAAAUCCGGAAUUCUCCAACCUAUAGAUUUCUGGAAAAACCUAGACAUUUUGCGAAAGUUAGCAGGUUUUUUACAACCCUCUGUGUGUCUGACUGUGUUCUGGUUUGUUGUUGUUCAGAUUGUGGAAGAUCGGGGGAAACUGGGUGCCUUCUCUAGGUCUGUAUCAGUCACAAAGGAAGCGUUUGAAAAGGCCUUCAAGUUAACCAACGGCAGUGCAUUUGCCGGUGUUUUCCGAUUCCCCAACAUGUCCAAGGUAUAUCUAAGACUUCAAUUGUCCUUUCACUGAAAUAAGAAAAUCAAAUGACAGUUGGUGUGGUGCCACUAAGGUCGCAGAAUUCCGGUCCCAAUUUUCCCAAAAUACCUGGAUUCCGGAUUCCCUACUUACUCCCUCCACUUUCCUGGAGUUUUCCAACUGGUAUUUCCGGAAAACCAGAGCAUUUUGGGAGGGUUAUCGGAAUUUUGCAAUCCUAGGGGUGCUAUGGUUGUCAUGGUUGUCAUGGACGCUCUUUCUUCCAGGAUGCAAAUAACAGCACAGUUCUGCAUAACGAGGUGGUAGCGAUCGAGAUGGGCACCAUCAUUGCCAAUCUAACCGACCACAUAAAUCUUAAUUUUCGAAAUGUCCAGAAGGUAAAUGAUGAUGCUCUUUACUAGUGCCAGUUAAUGUUACCAGUAUGUGGGAUAUAAUACAUUGGCCCCUAAGAGGAAAAGUAGCUUUGAAAAUGUACCAUAGAUGUACUGUAGGCUGAGGAACAUGACACACAGACUCAUCAAAAGGUUCAGUUCAGACCUCUUGGUGUAAUAGAGGUUGGACUGACAGAAUCAGAAUCACCUUUUAUUCGUCAAGUACAUUUACACGUAGCAGGAAUUUGACCUGGUGAAAUGGUGCUGCCACAAUACACAGAAUAUACAGGCAAAAUAAGACUUUACACAGGAAACUGGGUUGAAUCCCGGUCGGUCUAACCCCCAAAUUUGCUGCAUUUGGUGUGAAACGAUUAUUCUAAAUACUGUACGAGUACAUCAGCCCUACCCAUAAUGCACUACUUUUUUUUCCACCAGGGGGGAGCCAUUCCAUCGUGCCAGUCGUGGGACGGUAAAGGUAUUUAGCUGCCAUUACAUUUCCUUACUGAUUUGCAUACUAUACGAGGUAAGGUUUGAAAUGGGCAUACUUCUUCAAGUAAGCAUAGCGAGUAGCUAGUAAACUGUAGUAAGCAAUAUGCAGGGCACAUCUUAGUAUGCUUAAAAGACCCAGGAAGUCACACUCACUGCAUUUGUUGAAGAAAUUGAUUACAGUACGAGGCCACUGUUCAGGAAGUACACCGGUACUCACGCAGUGUGCAGGUACUUAGUAUGUAGUAGCCGAUUCUCAACCUUUUUCCCCUCAUAGGAAGUCGACCCAACUGGACAGACGAUGGCUGUUUGACCUUUGUGAAAGGGGACAACAUAACCUGCAAGUGUACACACCUGACUUUCUUUGCUGUGCUAAUGGUAGGUUCCCUCGUUCUCUUAUAGGGUUGCAAAAUUCCGGUAACGUUCCCAAAAUUCCCAGGUUUUCCACAAAUCCCGGUUGGAGGAUUCUCGGAUUUCCUGGUAAUUCCCUCCUUAUCUUCAAACUGGGAUUUCUGAAAAACCUUGGAAUUUUGGGAACGUUACCAGAAUUUUGGGAACGUUACCAGAAUUUUGCAACCCUAUUCUUUUACCAGUUACUCUGUUGUUGGGAGGGCCAGUAAACAUUUCACUGUUAGUCUACACCUGUUGUUUGUUUACCAAGCAUGUGACAAAUCAAAUUGGAUUUGAUUUAAUAAUGUUGCAUAUGCUCUAGAUUGUUGCUGCUUUCAUUUCAAUUCUAAGCAGAUCUAUUUGAAAUAGUAAAACAAAAAAAAAGAUUUCUAAUACAUGAAUCUGUUCAUCACUAACCUGUGCCUCUUUUUCAGUCCCCUCCGAACCAGACGAUCUCAGACAGUGAUCUGAACUCUCUCACCUACAUCACCUAUGUGGGGUGUGGCAUGUCCAUGUUCUUCCUGGGCGUGGUUCUCUUCAUGCACUUCCUGCUAAGGUAGGUCGCUCCGCCAACUGUCAUUAUGGCACUGGUCACUACUUCCUGCUAAGGUAGGUCGCUCCGCCAACUGUCAUUAUGGCACUGGUCACUACUUCCUGCUAAGGUAGGCCGCUCCACCAACUGUCAUUAUGGCACUGGUCACUACUUCCUGCUAAGGUAGGUAGCUCCACCAACUGUCAUUAUGGCACUGGUCACUACUUCCUGCUAAGGUAGGUAGCUCCACCAACUGUCAUUAUGGCACUGGUCACUACUUCCUGCUAAGGUAGGUAGCUCCGCCCAACUGUCAUUAUGGCACGGUCACUACUUCUGCUAAGGUAGGUCGCUCCACCAACUGUCAAUUAUGCAUGGCACUACUUCCUGCCAAGGUAGGUCGCUCCACCAACUGUCAUUAUUGCACUGGUCACUACUUCCUGCUAAGGUAGGCCGCUCCACCAACUGUCAUUAUGGCACUGGUCACUACUUCCUGCUAAGGUAGGUAGCUCCGCCCACUGUCAUUAUGGCACUGGUCACUACUUCCUGCUAAGGUAGGUCGCUCCACCAAACUGUCCAUGAUUGCACUGGUCACGUCUUCCUGCUAAGGUAGGUAGCUCCGCCCAACUGGUCAUUAUUGGUAUGGAUCACGACUUCCUGCUAAGGUAGGUAGCUCUGCCCACUGUCAUUAUGGUACUGGUCACUACUUCCUGCAAAGAUAGGUAGCUCCGCCCACUGUCAUUAUGGCACUGGUCACUACUUCCUGCUAAGGUAGGUAGCUCCGCCCACUGUCAUUAUGGCACUGGUCACUACUUCCUGCUAAGGUAGGUAGCUCCGCCCACUGUCAUUAUGGCACUGGUCACUACUUCCUGUAUCUGAGAAAACAUAAGGGCUGUUAAAUCCUUCCUUUCCUCCGUCCUUGUUUCCUCAAUUCUUGUCAAAGCGCAUUGCAGGAGGAUGUCCGAGGGAGUGUGGAUAUUAAAAACGAAGCCCAUGGCCAGCCCGUCUCCACACGUAGCAAUGAUCUCCAUUCACCUAAAAACUGAUUUUAAACUUAACCACACUGCUAACCUUGUGCCUAACCUUAAAUUAAGACCAAAAAGGUUAUUUUUUGUUUUCAUAAAUGUUUUAUAUAGCCAAUUACGACUCUGGCCAUCUAAUGGGGUCCCUUGACCUACUAACCCCUGAACUUUGACCUCUUAACUUCUAACCUGUAAUGUGACCUCCAGGAAGUCGAAGUCAAACAAAACCACCCGGAUCCUGAUCCAGCUGUUCCUGUCCAUGUUCAUGCUCAACGUCACCUUCCUGUCCAAUGAGUGGGUGGCCAGCCUGAACAGCCCAGUGGCCUGCCAGAUGAUGGCUGCUGCCAUGCACUACUCCAUGCUGUCCACCUUCACCUGGUUCGCCGUGGAGGCCUUCCACCUCGGUCAGCAGCUCUUCAAGUCAGGCGCCAUCACCAUACCACGCUACAUCAUGAAAGUCUGCAUCGCCGGGUGGGGUGAGUGGUCUGAUACUUAGGUUGCGUUAGCUACUGUGGGUACUUGUAGGUUUUGAAUGACCCAAAGAUAGGGUUGUACUCUGGGUUAGUUAGCUUUAGGUAGGGCCGGUUUUGGGAUGUUAGGCAUUAUGAUGUAAGGAUAAUGUACCGACUUUGGGGGGGGUUGCUCAGGUAGGGAUUUGAUGUCUUCAACCUGUGCCUGAGGGGUCCAAUUGAGUGUCAGUAUCACUGUUUUUUUUUUUGUUGUUGUUGCAAAUGGUUAAAGAAUGUAAUAUACUACUUACCUUUUGUUUGAUCCAUGUCCUCUGCCUUAGUCCUGCCCAGCGUGGUAGUGAUCAUACUCUUCAGUCUGGGGAAAUACGGAAAACAGAGCACCUACACUGACGGAGGGAAGGUGAUGUACACGUGAGUCUCACUAACGAAGUAAUACCUGAUAAACAUUUGAUUUUUCACAGGAAAAUAACUUGGUAGAGUCUCAGACCCAAGCCAGGCUUGACCCUGUCCCCUCAGUCUUAUUAUUCUGCUAUGAAGGUCCUGGAUCCUAGACAUAAUGAACAUCAGCCACUACACUACAUAUACCCUAACUCAAUACCAACUACACUACAUAGUGAAAUAACUCUCCUCCCCUCAAUACCAACUACACUGCAUAGUGAAAUAACUCUCCUCCCCUCAAUACCAACUACACUACAUAGUGAAAUAACUCUCCUCCCCUCAAUACCAACUACACUACAUAGUGAAAUAACUCUCCUCCCCUCAAUACCAACUACACUACAUAGUGAAAUAACUCUCCUCCCCUCAAUACCAACUACACUACAUAGUGAAAUAACUCUCUCCCUCAAUACACUACUACAUAGUGAAUAACUCUCCUCCCUCAAUACCAACUACACUACAUAGUGAAAUAACUCUCCUCCCCUCAAUACCAACUACACUACAUAGUGAAAUAACUCUCCUCCCCUCAAUACCAACUACACUACAUAGUGAAAUAACUUCUCCCCUCAAUACAUCACUCUAGUGAAAUAACUCCCCCAAUACAACUACACUACAUACUGAAAACUUCCUCCCUCUAUACCAACUACACUACAUAGUAAAAUACUAUAAGUUCUUGCUAGGUAACCAAAUGACACCUGCAUCUCUAGCUGUGUAAAGAUACCGAAAAUGAUACAGUGGCUUGCGAAGGUAUUCACCCCCCUUGGCAUUUUUCCUAUUUUGUUGCCUUACAACCUGUAAUUAAAAUUGAUUUUUGGGGGGGUUUGUAUCAUUUGAUUUACACAACAUCCCUACCACUUUGAAGAUGCAAAAUAUUUUUUAUUGUGAAACAAACAAAACAGAAAACUUGAGCGUUCAUAACUAUUCACCAAAAGGUGUAGAGACACCUUUUGCAGCAAUUACAGCUACAAGUCCCUUGGGGUAUAUCUCUAUAAGCUUGGCACAUCUAGCCACUGGGAGUUUUGCCCAUUCUUCAAGACAAAACUGCUCCAGCUCCUUCAAGUUGGAUGGGUUCCGCUGGUGUACAGCAAUCUAUAAGUCAUACCACAUAUUCUCAAUUGGAUUGAGGUCUGGGCUUUGACUAGGCCAUUCCAAGACAUUUAAAUGUUUCCCCCUUAAACCACUCAAGUGUUGCUUUAGCAGUAUGCUUAGGGUCAUUGUCCUGUUGGAAGGUGAACCUCUGUCCCAGUCUCAAAUCUCUGGAAGAUUGAAACAGGUUUCCCUCAAGAAUAUCCCUGUAUUUAGCGCCAUCCAUCAUUCCUUCAAUUCUGACCAGUUUCCCAGUCCCUGCCGAUGAAAAACAUCUCCACAGCAUGAUGCUGCCACCACCAUGCUUCACUGUGGGGAUAGUGUUCUCGGGGUGAUGAGAGGUGUUGGUUUUGUGCCAGACAUAGCGUUUUCCUUGAUGGCCAAAAAGCUCAAUUUUAGUCUCAUCUGACCAGAGUACCUUCUUCCAUAUGUUUGGGGAGUCUCCCACAUGCCUUUUGGCGAACACCAAACGUGUUUGCUUAUUUUUUUCCUUAAGCAAUGGCUUUUUUCUGCCCACUCUUCCGUAAAGCCCAGCUGUGUGGAGUGUACGGCUUAACGUGGUCCUAUGGACAGAUACUCCAAUCUCCACUGUGGAGCUUUGCAGCUCCUUCAGGGUUAUCUUUGGUCUCUUUGUUGCCUCUCUGAUUAAUGCCCUCCUUGCCUGGUCCGUGAGUUUUGGUGGGCGGCCCUCUCUUGGCAGGUUUGUUGUGGUGCCAUGUUCUUUCAAUUUUUUAAUAAUGGAUUUAAUGGUGCUCCGUGGGAUGUUCAAAGUUUCUGAUAUUUUUUUAUAACCCAACCCUGAUCUGAACUUCUCCACAACUUUGUCCCUGACCAGUUUGGAGAGCUCCUUGGUCUUCAUGGACCGCUUGCUUGGUGGUGCCCCUUGCUUAGUGGUGUUGCAGACCUUUCAGAACAGGUGUAAAUAUACUGAGAUCAUGUGACAGAUCAUGUGACAUUUAGAUUGCACACAGGUGGACUUUAUUUAACUAAUUAUGUGACUUCUGAAGGUAAUUGGUUGCACCAGAUCUUAUUUAGGGGCUUCAUAGCAAAGGGGAUGAAUACAUAUGCACACACCACUUUUUUUUUUUUUUUUUUAAACAAUAAUUUUUUUCAUUCCACUUCACCAAUUUGGACUAUUUUGUGUAUGUCCAUUUACAUGAAAUCCAAAUAAAAAAUCAAUUUAAAUUACAGGUUGUAAUGCAACAAAAUAGGAAAAACGCCAAGGGGGAUGAAUACUUUUGCAAGGCACUGUAACGCUCCUUCCCUCAAUACCAGCUACAGUCGUGGUCAAACGUUUUGAGAAUGACACAAGUAUUGGUCUUCACAAAGUUCGCUGCUUCAGUGUUAUGAGAUUUUUUUGUCAGAUGUUACUAUGGUAUACUGAAGUAUAAUUACAAGCAUUCCAUAAGUGUCAAAGGCUUUUAUUGACAAUUACAUUAAGUUUACGCAAAGAGUCAAUAUUUGCAAUGUUGACCCUUCUUUUUCAAGACCUCUGCAAUCCGCCCUGGCAUGCUGUCAAUUAACUUCUGGGCCACAUCCUGACUGAUGGCAGCCGAUUCUUGCAAAAUCAAUGCUUGGAGUUUGUCAGAAUUUGUGGGUUUUUGUUUGUCCACCCGCCUCUUGAGGAUCGACCACAAGUUCUCAAUGGGAUUAAGGUCUGGGGAGUUUCCUGGCCAUGGACCCAAAAUGUUGAUGUUUUGUUCCCCGAGCCACUUAGUUAUCACUUUUGCCUUAUGGCAAGGUGCUCCAUCAUGCUGGAAAAGGCAUUGGUCGUCACCAAACUGUUCUUGGAUGGUUGGGAGAAGUUGCUCUCGGAGGAUGUGUUGAUUCCAUUAUUUUAUUCAUGGCUGUGUUCUUAGGCAAAUUGUGAGUGAGCCCACUCCUUUGGCUGAGAAGCAACCCCACACAUGAAUGGUCUCAGGAUGCUUUACUGUUGGCAUGACACAGGACUGAUGGUAGCGCUCACCUUGUCUUCUCCGGACAAGGUGUUUUCCGGAUGCCCCAAACAAUCAGAAAGGGGAUUCAUCAGAGAAAAUGACUUUACCCCAGUCCUCAGCAGUCCAAUCCCUGUACCUUUUGCAGAAUAUCAGUCUGUCCCUGAUGUUUUUCCUGGAGAGAAGUGGCUUCUUUGCUGCCCUUCUUGACACCAACCUAUCCUCCAAAAGUAUUCGCCUCACUGUGCGUGCAGAUGCACUCACACCUGCCUGCUGCCAUUCCUGAGCAAGCUCUGCACUGGUGGUGCCCCGAUCCCGCAGCUGAAUCAACUUUAGGAGACGGUCCUGGCGCUUGCUGGACUUUCUUGGGCGCCCUGAAGCCUUCUUCACAACAAUUGAACCGCUCUCCUUGAAGUUCUUGAUGAUCCGAUAAAUGGUUGAUUUAGGUGCAAUCUUACUAGCAGCAAUAUCCUUGCCUGUGAAGCCCUUUUUGUGCAAAGCAAUGAUGACGGCACGUGUUUCCUUGUAGGUAACCAUGGUUAACAGAGGAAGAAUAAUGAUUUCAAGCACCACCCUCCUUUUAAAGCUUCCAGUCUGUUAUUCUAACUCAAUCAGCAUGACAGUGAUCUCCAGCCUUGUCCUCGUCAACACUCUCACCUGUGUUAACGAGAGAAUCACUGACAUGAUGGCAGCUGGUCCUUUUGUGGCAGGGCUGAAAUGCAGUGGAAAUGUUUUUGGGGGAUUAAGUUCAUUUUCAUGGCAAAGAGGGACUUUGCAAUUCAUCUGAUCACUCUUCAUGACAUUCUGGAGUAUAUGCAAAUUGCCAUCAUCAAAACUGAGGCAGCAGACUUUGUGAAAAUUUGUAUUUGUGUCAUUCUCAAAACUUUUGACCACGACUGUACACUACAUAGUGAAAUAAAUCUCCUAACCUCUAUCUCUAGGUGCUGGAUACCUAACACCCUAACUCAUAUCCCCUCUAUCUCUAGGUGCUGGAUCCUGGAUACCUAACACCCUAACUCAUAUCCCCUCUAUCUCUAGGUGCUGGAUCCUGGAUAUUGACGUGCACUACAUAGUCAACAUCGGCUACUAUGCGCUGGUCUUCCUCUUCACGUUCACCACCUUCAUCGUGGUUCUGCGCUGGCUGUUCUACCUUAAGAGCACCAAGAUCAAGGUUGUUAUGGUUACCAACGUAAAGACCUUAACAUCCCAUAGUUUCGCAUAAAUGCGGAAGAAUUCUAAACAAAAGGGACCAGGCGAUGGAGCAAAAAAAAAAAAGAUUGGGAAAUAGCAGCACAGAACGUUAAGCCGUUAAUAAUAUACGGUAGGCCAUUUAGCAGACGCCUUUUAUCCAAAGCGCCUUAGUCUUGCGUACAGACGUUUUCUGUACGGGUGGCACCACCCGUGGCACAGAGGACCACGGAGAAGUGGAAGAUAAAACACAUUGAGUGAAUUUCAGCUAACUACUUAAACUGUUUUACUGUCAUUCGAUUCAUUGAAACGUUUUUUUUUUUUUUUUCAAAAUACCUACAGCCACUUUAUUAAUUCAUUUCCUGACUGCUGUCAUGUGAUCAAUGCUCAUCCUGUAGAGUCUUUAGCUAUCUUAGCAACGGCGCUGGCCACAAUCAUUUGUCCAAUUUCUUUUUAUAUUUGGCAUGUGAAUACAAUGUUGUCCUAAGUAACCACAGAUCAUACAUCAGCAGAUGGUAAUUCUAGUUCUAUUUGAUGUCAACAGAGCAGACCCCAGCUAAAAUGGCUGACAAAUUGUUCCAUUUCAUGGUGUAGGGACUCUAUGACAUCUGGCUAAGGUUCUAUAUCUAUGGUUGUAACCUUGUGAUCCUGACCCUAGACCAAGCUGGGCAUGGACCAGGCCCAGCAGCAAGGGACAGGCACCAAGGACAUAGUGACGGUGAUGGGGCUGUGCUGUCUGCUGGGAAUCACCUGGAGCUUUGCCUUCUUCGCCCACGGGGUCCUCAAGGUUCCCUCCUACUACAUCUUCACCAUCCUCAACUCAUUCCAAGGUAGAUUAAAGACAAGACAGAUAUAAAUUGUAAUAUAUAUUUGAUCUCAUAACAAAGGUAUCCUGGAGUUAUUUGGAUUCUAUUAUCAUUCAAUAUCACCGUCUCUCUCUCUAGGUUUCUUUAUGUUCCUCUACUACUACAACACCAGUAGAGUAAUCGGGGAGACCACCAAGGACGACAGAACCAGUAGCAAAUGCUCCACGUUGUCCAACACAGUCAACACCACCCAGGAGAACCCAUACGUUGACCUAGGUCAACGCCACCCUUACCAGUCAACUAAUCACCAAUCCUAGACAGUGCAGAGGCUGGUGAGAGGAGGACGGCUCAUAAUAA